CUCGCCAUGGCCGCCUUGACGCCGCUGCGCGCAUCGCUCGGCGCACUGCGCCGCGUGCCGUUUGGCGUGCGCGCCCUCGCCACCGCGCCGCCCACGCCCGACGUCGGCAGCAGCAGCAGCGGCAGCAGCACGGCCGGGCCCUCGUCAGCCAGCACGAGCGCGACGCCGCUGCACAGCCCGCCGCCGCCGCCACCGCUGCAGCAGCAGCCCAGCAGCGGCGGCACGACGCAUUUUGGGCACCGAACCGUGCCGACGGAGAGCAAGGAAGGGCUCGUGCGCCAGGUGUUCAGCAGCGUCGCCGGCAGCUACGACGUGAUGAACGACGCCAUGAGCCUCGGCGUGCACCGCCUGUGGAAGGACCACUUUGUCAAGGAGCUCAACCCGCGCGGCGGCAUCGAAUGUCUCGAUGUGGCGGGCGGCACUGGUGAGUCAGGCCGGCAGCACGGGCCGGCGCUGGCAGGCGCGGCCAGGCGGGCGCAGGCGAGCACAGACAAGGCCAGGCGGCGCCGGCGAGCACAGACAAGGCCGGACGAGCACAGGGCGUCAGCCAUCCUUGCGCUCCCUGUAGUGGAGUGCAGCGUCGGCGUCGUCUUUCAACUGCUUUGCGCUGACAUCGCGCCAGGCGACAUUGCACUGCGCCUCCUCGACCACGCGCGCACGCAGCACUCGGACCGGCAGACGCGCGUCACCAUCCUCGACAUCAACCCGUCGAUGCUGCGCGCGGGGCAGCGGCGCGUGGCGCAGACGAUGUACUGGCACACGCCGCAGGUGCGCUUUGCGCUCGGCAAUGCGCAGGACCUGCGCCUGCACCUCGACGCGCCCCCACCGAGCUCGCGCCCGGCACCCAACACGCCGCGCCUGCCGCCGCUGGAGCACCUGCAGAUCGCGGACGAGAGCAUCGACCUCUACACCAUCGCCUUUGGCAUCCGCAACUGCACCGACAUUCCCGCGGCGCUGCGCGAGGCACACCGCGUGCUCAAGCCCGGCGGCAUCAUGGCCGUGCUCGAGUUUGGCAAGAUCUCGACGCCGGGCAUCAGCGACCUCUACCGCAUGUACUCGCACGCCGUGCUGCCCUCGCUCGGCGCGCUGCUGGCGUCGGACCGCGCCUCGUACCAGUACCUCGUCGAGUCGAUCGAGCGCUUCCCCUCGCAGCCCGAGUUUGCGCGCAUGCUCGCCACCGCCGGCUUUGCGCUGGCCGGCAGCGACGCGGCGCGCGCCUACGGCCUCAAGGGCUACCCGCGCCAGGGCAGCGUCGAUGGCGACGAGAGCGUCGUGGGCGCGUGGGAGGACCUGAGCCUGGGCGUCGCGACCAUCUGGAAGGGAAUGAAGCUGUAGCGCUGUGCCGCGCGUGUAUGGCAGUGACCGGAUCAAUUGUAAUACAGUUGGAGACAAGACGGAUG
Tilletiopsis washingtonensis is the source of this 1400-nucleotide messenger RNA. RefSeq lists its product as hypothetical. The transcript has 3 exons. Gene Ontology annotation, molecular function: methyltransferase activity. Lineage: Eukaryota; Fungi; Basidiomycota; Exobasidiomycetes; Entylomatales. The coding region runs from base 7 to 1335 and encodes 442 amino acids. Gene Ontology annotation, biological process: ubiquinone biosynthetic process. The record is from RefSeq and is a predicted model, not a curated record.